AUGACCACGAUACGUCUGAUGACACCCAAGGGCGCGAUGGUCGCAGCCAUCUCUGUCACGGAUAGUGUUUUGCGCUGCUCGGCCUCCUCCAUGUCCCCAGCGUCGGAUUGUACUUUGGAUCGCGUUGACGGCCGUCUCCAGCGUGAAGAUGAGAAGGGCGGUGUCGCCGACGACGUCCGGACAUCACCGGGAUAA
This is a messenger RNA of Gaeumannomyces tritici R3-111a-1, 195 nucleotides long. RefSeq lists its product as hypothetical. The transcript is spliced from 2 exons. The record is from RefSeq and is a predicted model, not a curated record. NCBI's taxonomy places the organism in Eukaryota, Fungi, Ascomycota, Sordariomycetes, Magnaporthales, Magnaporthaceae. The coding region runs from base 1 to 195 and encodes 64 amino acids.